Molecule: messenger RNA, 393 nt
Organism: Zophobas morio
Lineage: Eukaryota; Metazoa; Arthropoda; Insecta; Coleoptera; Tenebrionidae
Exons: 2
Coding region: 1-393 (130 amino acids)
Cellular component (GO): membrane; intracellular membrane-bounded organelle
Molecular function (GO): heme binding
Source: RefSeq, a predicted model, not a curated record
AUGGCAAAAAUCUCUUCAGUUUUAAACUCCAAUUUUUUUUCGUCGACCUUGGCUACUGUUAGCUACAGUACUCCUGCUAAGGUUUCACCGGAAGAUCCGGAGGAGCGUUUUAUAACACUCGCUGAAGUUUCUUGGCAUGACAACGCUAGUGAUUGUUGGAUAAUAAUCUACGAUAAAGUGUACGAUGUCACUGACUUUUUAGACGAGCAUCCGGGUGGAAGUGACAUAUUACUGGAAUGUGCUGGUCGUGAUGCCAGUGUAGCCUUUCGAGGUUCUGGACACAGUUCCCAAGCCAUGAGAGCCCUUGACAGGUUCCUGAUUGGUGAACUUCCGCUUCAUGAGAGGAUAUUCAGAAAGCCUGGAGGAUACCACUUAAGCGAUAUUCCGGCUUAG